AUGAUCGAAACGCUGAGGCAAAUGGCGUCCUCUGAGAGAAACCGGAAGUCCCGCCCACAGGCCAUGGCAACAAAGUGUAGACGCAGCCGCACCAAAUUCACAGAAGAGCAAUUGAAAAUCCUCAUCGAUGCAUUCAACAAAAAACCUUACCCGGGUUAUGCCGUCAAACAAAGACUUGCUUUGGAAGUCAACACUGAAGAGUCUAGGAUCCAGAUAUGGUUUCAGAAUCGAAGAGCUAGGCACAGGUUCCUGAAAAGACGUGAGAAGAACUUAGACUUAAGACAAGACCAAGCUUACCCUGAAGAGAACAUUCAAGGUGUGAGAGACAGACGAUGUCGUACCAGCUACACUUCUUCCCAAUUACAAACUCUCAUGAAUGCGUUCAUGGAAAACCCUUAUCCUGGGAUUGAUUCCAGAGAGCAACUUGCUGAAGAUAUUGGGGUUCCAGAGUCAAGAGUCCAGAUUUGGUUUCAAAACCGAAGAUCUAGACUCCAUAUCCAGAAAAAAAGAGAACCCGAAGAAGCUUCAGCCCAAAGACAAAACCAGGGACAAGAUCUCUGA
Physeter macrocephalus (sperm whale) is the source of this 561-nucleotide messenger RNA. Its product is annotated as double homeobox protein A. Lineage: Eukaryota; Metazoa; Chordata; Mammalia; Artiodactyla; Physeteridae. The transcript has 5 exons. Gene Ontology annotation, cellular component: nucleus. Bases 1 to 561 code for a protein of 186 amino acids. Gene Ontology annotation, biological process: regulation of transcription by RNA polymerase II. The record is from RefSeq and is a predicted model, not a curated record. Gene Ontology annotation, molecular function: DNA-binding transcription factor activity, RNA polymerase II-specific; RNA polymerase II transcription regulatory region sequence-specific DNA binding.